AUGGAUAACUCGAUCGCUACAAGGUCUCGUAUCAAAUUCUGGUUCUUGUUUUUUCUUUUGUUUGUUUUUUGGUAUUUGUUAGUCUAUAGGGUUGAUUGGUUUCCACUUUCAACAUCGCGCCACCAAGUGAAUUCUGCCGUCUCAUUGGGUUCGGAUUCCAUUAAUGAAACGAAUUUACACGGAGAAGAUGUUAGUGUAAUUCCCCAUGCCAAUGAUGUAAUAAAGCACGACGAAAAAUCUGUAUACAACAUUUCGUCUGCAGAUAAUGAUACCAUCGAAGAUCUUGAGGGUCUUCAGAAAGAAUUGGAACCUUUAUUACAGCCACAAGAUGAUGAAAGAAAUCUGGGGAAAGGAUUAGAUAGAAAAGAGGUCGAUUUUUGCAAAGGCCGGUAUGUUUAUGUUCAUGAUUUGCCUAGUCGAUUCAACGAUGAUUUGCUUAAGCAAUGCAAGUCGUUAAACAAAUGGAGUGAUAUGUGCCAUUAUUUUGAGAAUGAUGGGCUUGGUUCUAGGCUAGGAAAUCCUCAAAGGCUUUUUUUAGGCUCUGGUUGGUUUGAGACUCAUCAAUUCUCUUUAGAAGUCAUAUUUCAUAACAGAAUUAAACAGUAUGAAUGCCUAACAAAUGACUCCUCAAAAGCUGCUGCUAUUUUCGUGCCAUAUUAUUCUGGGCUUGAUAUUGCGCGGUUUUUGUGGGAUCAGUAUAAUGUUUCUGUGAAAGAUUCGGAUUCGAGGGAUUUGGUUAAGUGGUUGAGGGGAAAACCCGAGUGGAGUGUGAUGGGCGGAAAGGAUCAUUUCUUGGUUGCGGGGCGAAUUACGUGGGAUUUUAGACGGGCAUUUGAUGAGGACUCUGGCUGGGGCAAUAAACUUAUGUUCUUACCAGAGUCCCAGAACAUGACGAUGUUAACUAUUGAAUCGAGCCCUUGGCACCGAAAUGAUUUUGCUAUACCAUAUCCUACAUAUUUUCAUCCUUCAAAUGACAAUGAAGUUAUUCAAUGGCAAAAUAAAAUGAGGAGACAGAAAAGGCACGCACUUUUUUGCUUUGCUGGUGCACCGCGCCCAAACAUGGAGGACUCAAUCCGAAGUGAGAUCAUGGAACAAUGCAAUGCAUUGAGGCGAAAAUGCAGAUUGCUAGAAUGCAAGAAUGACAAAAACAAGUGCAUGAAGCCAGUUCAUGUCAUGAAAUUGUUCCAAAAUUCCAUCUUUUGCUUGCAGCCUUCAGGGGAUUCGUUCACCAGGCGAUCAACAUUUGAUUCAAUUUUAGCAGGCUGCAUUCCGGUUUUCUUCAGUCCAGGUUCAGCUUAUGUCCAAUAUCUAUGGCAUCUCCCAAAAGAUUAUACUACCUAUUCAGUGCUCAUACCAGAGGAUGAUGUAAAACAGAAGAAAUCGAACAUUGACAAGAUAUUAUCUCAAAUUCCAGCAAAGAACAUAUCAGCAAUGAGAGAAGAGGUUAUAAAGCUAAUCCCAAAGGUAAUCUACAACGAUCCAAGGUCUCGACUGAAGAAGUUUCAAGAUGCAUUUGAUUUAACAAUAAAAGGAGUUAUUGACAGGGUAGAGACUUUGAGGAAAGAGGUUAGAGAGGGAAGGAAUUCGAGUACUGACUUUGAUGAAGAAAGUAGUUGGAAGUACUAUACUUUUGGUAAAACAGGAGUGCAUGAAUGGGAUAAUUUCUUUAGAAGAACAGAUAGAUAUUAA
Fraxinus pennsylvanica is the source of this 1689-nucleotide messenger RNA. NCBI's taxonomy places the organism in Eukaryota, Viridiplantae, Streptophyta, Magnoliopsida, Lamiales, Oleaceae. The record is from the annotation of a GenBank genome assembly.